GCAAAUUUAAUAGCGAGACGGGAGCGCGCAGCUGAGAGCCGGAGACUGGGCUGCUGCGGUUAGUCCUCUCCCGGCCGCCGUCGCCUCCGACAUAUUGCCCGCAGGAGCUGCGGCGGCGAAACGGAGAGCGCCGGGGGGAGGAGAUGGGAGGACGAAGAGGUCCCAAUAGGACAUCUUACUGUCGAAAUCCACUCUGUGAGCCAGGAUCCUCAGGAGGCUCUGGUGGGGGCCACACUUCCAGUGCAUCAGUGACCAGUGUCCGUUCCCGCACCAGGAGCAGUUCUGGGACAGGCCUUGCCAGUCCUCCACUGGCCACCCAAACAGUUGUGCCUCUGCAGCACUGCAAGAUCCCGGACCUGCCCGUCCAGGCCAGCGUUCUAUUUGAAUUACAGCUUUUUUUCUGCCAGCUCAUAGCCCUUUUUGUCCACUACAUCAACAUCUACAAGACAGUGUGGUGGUACCCGCCUUCCCACCCACCAUCCCACACCUCCUUGAAUUUCCACCUGAUCGACUUCAACUUGCUGAUGGUGACUACCAUUGUUCUGGGCCGUCGCUUCAUUGGGUCCAUCGUGAAGGAGGCUUCUCAGCGGGGAAAGGUCUCCCUCUUUCGCUCCAUCCUGCUGUUCCUCACCCGCUUCACCGUUCUCACGGCAACAGGCUGGAGUCUGUGCCGAUCCCUCAUCCACCUCUUCAGGACCUACUCCUUCCUGAACCUCCUGUUCCUCUGCUAUCCGUUUGGGAUGUACAUUCCAUUCCUACAGCUGAACUGUGAUCUCCGCAAGACAAACCUCUUAAGCCACGUGGCCUCCAUGGGGCCCCGGGAGGCAGUGAGUGGCCUGGCAAGGAGUCGGGAUUACCUGCUGACACUACGGGAGACAUGGAAACAGCAUACGCGACAACUGUAUGGCCCAGAAGCUAUGCCCACCCAUGCCUGCUGCCUGUCACCCAGCCUCAUCCGCAGUGAAGUGGAGUUCCUCAAGAUGGAUUUCAACUGGCGAAUGAAAGAAGUGCUUGUCAGUUCCAUGCUGAGUGCCUAUUAUGUGGCCUUUGUGCCUGUCUGGUUUGUGAAGAACACACAUUACUAUGACAAGCGUUGGUCCUGUGAGCUCUUCCUGCUGGUGUCCAUCAGCACCUCAGUGAUCCUCAUGCAGCACCUACUGCCUGCCAGUUACUGCGACCUGCUGCACAAGGCUGCUGCCCAUUUGGGCUGCUGGCAGAAGGUGGACCCAGCCCUGUGCUCCAACGUACUGCAGCAUCCGUGGACUGAAGAAUGCAUGUGGCCACAGGGUGUGCUAGUGAAACACAGCAAGAAUGUCUACAAAGCAGUUGGCCACUAUAACGUGGCCAUCCCCUCUGAUGUCUCCCACUUCCGGUUCCACUUCUUUUUCAGCAAACCCCUGAGGAUCCUCAACAUCCUCCUGCUGCUGGAGGGCGCUGUCAUUGUCUACCAGCUGUACUCCUUAAUGUCCUCUGAAAAGUGGCACCAGACCAUCUCACUGGCUCUCAUCCUCUUCAGCAACUACUAUGCCUUCUUCAAGCUGCUACGGGACCGCCUGGUAUUGGGCAAGGCCUACUCGUACUCAGCCAGCCCCCAGAGAGACCUGGACCAUCGGUUCUCCUGAGCACCCAGGUGACCUCAGGGACAGCAUCCAGGCUUCGGCCAGGGACUCCCUGGCAAGGGGCUGUUGCAGAAUUGAAUAGGGAGAAAAACUAAAACAAACAAAAAAAAACCCACCAGAGCUUUGUAUUUUUGUUACGUACUGUUUCUUUGAUAAUUGAUGUGAUAAAAAGAAAAAAAGUCUUAUUUUUAUACUCCCAACAA
Messenger RNA from Cavia porcellus (domestic guinea pig), 1822 nucleotides. RefSeq names its product transmembrane protein 39B (gene Tmem39b). Bases 144 to 1622 code for a protein of 492 amino acids. The transcript has 9 exons. The record is from RefSeq and is a predicted model, not a curated record. NCBI's taxonomy places the organism in Eukaryota, Metazoa, Chordata, Mammalia, Rodentia, Caviidae. Gene Ontology annotation, cellular component: membrane.